Messenger RNA from Electrophorus electricus (electric eel), 1992 nucleotides. It is a transcript of the gene doc2g, whose product is annotated as double C2-like domains, gamma. Gene Ontology annotation, biological process: regulation of calcium ion-dependent exocytosis; spontaneous neurotransmitter secretion; exocytosis. The record is from RefSeq and is a predicted model, not a curated record. Gene Ontology annotation, cellular component: membrane; synapse. Lineage: Eukaryota; Metazoa; Chordata; Actinopteri; Gymnotiformes; Gymnotidae.
AGAGACAGAGCGAGAGAGGGAGGGUAUAUUGACUCCAGGCAGCUGUGGGUUCCAUUCAGUGUGUAAGAGACAAGAGGACGGUAAGAAAGACGCUAUGGAACACAGGAACAGAUGAAGCCUCUCACUGGCCUUUCCUGUGUAUUGGUCUAGAUGAGUGUAUCCAGGUUUCCUCCCAGUCCCUCUCCCUUCCCCACAAGUGGAAGUCGUUCCCCUCACCUCUCCCUGCCUCCGUCCUCAUCCUCUCCUUCCUCAUCUCCUCCGUCAGCCGGAGGCCCCCCAAGCCCAGCGGCGCCCCCUCCUGCUUCCCCGGUGAAGAUCUCCAUGCAGGAGCACUUUGCAAUUAAUGUGUGCCCGGGGCCGAUCUUGCCCAUCCCGCAGAUCUCGGACUUCUUCCCACGAUUCCAUGCUUUCCCGAUCAGCCCUCCAAUGCCACCACGGGACAAACAGGCCACUGGGAACAGAGAACAGGAACAAGAGCAGGACAGAGACAGAGAGGACAGGGAAAGAGAGGACAGAGAGGAAAAGGAGAUGCUUGAUUCUGAUGAUGAUGACACAUAUCUGGGUACCCUGGAGUUUAACCUACUCUUUGACCAGGAGAACAACUGCCUUCACUGCACUAUCCAUAAAGCCAAGGGACUGAAGGCUAUGGACUCCAAUGGUCUUGCUGAUCCUUAUGUGAAGCUCCACCUGCUGCCUGGAGCUAGCAAGGCAAAUAAAUUGCGCACUAAAACCUUGAAGAAUACUUUGAACCCAGUGUGGAAUGAGACGUUGGUCUACCAUGGCAUCACCGCUGCUGACAUGACCACCAAAACCCUCAGGCUGUGUGUGUGUGACAUGGACCGUUUGGGCCGUAAUGAGUUUAUAGGGGAAGUACGGGUGGCCCUGAAGAAGCUCAAAGAGGGAGAAAGCAAACGAUACAACAUGGGUUUAGAAAGAAUUGCACAGACUCGAGAGGGCAAUACCCAGAUGGUGGAUCAGAGUUCACAGCUAGCAGAGGAGGAGCGUGGCCGUAUCCUGGUGUCACUGUGUUAUGUGGCAGAGAAGUCUUGUCUGGUUGUCGGCAUUAUCCGCUGUGCACACCUCGCUGCCAUGGACUCCAACGGCUACUCUGAUCCCUUCGUCAAGAUGUGGAGUAGAGUUGGGCAUCAAUGCAAAAGGAGAACGACUGAAGCACUGGUUCGAGUGUCUGAAAUACAAAGGAAAGAAAGUGGAAUACUGGCACACACUGACACAGCAGGGGGCGCCAAACAGCGACUGACCUGCACCAGCAUGCGCGCGGACACACACACUUACACACACACACACACACACGUACACACACACCCACACACAUGCACGCACACACACGUACACACAGAGAAAUUUGCCAGAACUAAAAAGUAAUAAUGAGAAGAUGCAAUAAACACAAUAUUCUGUUGAAGAUGAUGAAGUGUGAGGAUGAUGACAUAAUGCUUGCUACAUCUUUAAACAUUUUUAAACAUUAUUUUACAAAAUCUCAACCUGUAGUGAUGUGAUAUUGAACACACACAGACUGGGUGAUCAGAGAAAUAUCAGGCUGCUGUCACACACACAUUUCUGAUCUCCCUCUAUGAGACUGUUGUGUUGUGAUCAGGGUAUCAGUUCUAGAUGGUUAUGACAUCUUUGUUCACAUCUAAUAAGCAUUCAUAAACCAGACUGCUGGCGUCCAGUAGUUGUUUCAGUUGUCAGGUUUGGAAGAAAUAUUUGCACGCUGUCAGUCAAAGCACAAAACACUGGACUGACUGGAAAAAUCUGUGUGUGUGUGUGUGUGUGUGUGUGUGUGUGUGUGUGUGUGUGUGUGUGUGUGUGUGUGUGUGUGUGUGCGCGUGCAUAAGUGUGUCUGUUUUGAGGAGUGUUUUCCCCACAUGAUUACAUCUUUCAGCAGGUCAGGUAAAGAGAGAUGCCACACACACACACACACACACACACACAUACAAACAUUGACACAUGUAAAUGUGUGUUUGUCUAUGCUUG